AUGCAAAUCAAAGGCCGAGUCUUCUACAUCACCGGUGGAGCGUCCGGCCUGGGCGCUGCGACGGUCGCGCACCUUCACACUCUCGGUGCAUACGUCGCCAUCAUGGACAUCAACUACUCGGCAGCGUCGUCUCUGGCUUACACACUCAACUCUGGCAACGCCAAUCAACGAGCUGCAGCGUUCGAAGUGGAUGUGUGCUCCGAAUCUGCUGUCGCUUCCGCUAUUGCAUCGUGUGAUUCGCUGUGGCCAUCGGUUCAAGUCGGAGGGUGCGUCAACUGUGGAGGUGUCGGAAUGGCUGGUAAGAUCAUCGAUCAGUCCGGUACACCCUUUGAUCUCGAGACUUUCCGCAAGACGGUUGAGAUCAACUUGAUCGGGACCUUUAAUGUCUCGCGUCUCACCGCUGCGCGUCUUGUCCGCGAUCUGCCUCGACCGUUCCCGAAACCAACCGAAUCCACCGAAGAUCUUGGUGUGAUCAUCAACACCGCCUCUGCAGCAGCGCUCGAAGGUCAAGCGGGCCAAUGCAGCUAUUCCGCUUCGAAAGGAGGUGUAUUGGCAUUGAGUCUUCCCAUGGCCAGAGACCUGGCUUGGUUCGGCAUCAGAGUCAUGACGCUUGUACCGACGCUGUUUGAAACACCCAUGAUGACUCAAUUGCCCGGUAGGGCGCGAGCCAAGAUUCUGACCCAGUGCGAGUACCCAGCGAGGUUCGGUAAGCCAGAAGAGUUCGCUUUGAGCGUACAGGCCAUCAUCGAGAAUCCAAUGCUCAACGGAUCGUACAUUCGCUUGGAUGGCGCUUCAAGACUCGGCAAGCUUUAG
Molecule: messenger RNA, 813 nt
Organism: Mycosarcoma maydis (corn smut)
Lineage: Eukaryota; Fungi; Basidiomycota; Ustilaginomycetes; Ustilaginales
Exons: 2
Coding region: 1-813 (270 amino acids)
Molecular function (GO): oxidoreductase activity
Source: RefSeq, a predicted model, not a curated record